This is a messenger RNA of Tachysurus fulvidraco (yellow catfish), 1673 nucleotides long. RefSeq names its product nectin-3-like. Gene Ontology annotation, biological process: heterophilic cell-cell adhesion; homophilic cell-cell adhesion. The transcript has 7 exons. Lineage: Eukaryota; Metazoa; Chordata; Actinopteri; Siluriformes; Bagridae. Gene Ontology annotation, cellular component: adherens junction. The record is from RefSeq and is a predicted model, not a curated record. Bases 451 to 1500 code for a protein of 349 amino acids.
ACGUCAGGACGUAUAAGAACUGGUGAACUGGAUUUUUGAACUGGUUCAUUAAAUCGAACUGUCCGAAAGAACCGGUUCGCGGAAAAGAAACGAACUUCCCAUCACUAGUGGAACACACUGCGACCGAAAAGUGACCAGUGUCUAGGACCAGUUUACCUUCAAAGGCAGAAAGCAGGUUGGAAGGAAUUUACGUCAUGACGUCAUUGUGAAUUACGUCAGGACGUAAAAGAAAAAAUUGUUUUUUGAAAUGUCCGAAAAAACGGUUCGCGGAAAAGAACCCAGCCAUCCAUAGCAGUCCAGUUAUAGUUCCACUUCCAGUCUAUUAGGCGGUGCGCAUCUGCAAUACAACAACAACAAAAUAACAUAUACAGCAAGAAAUGAACACGACGCGCACUGGUCGGUCUGUUGGACAAAGAAAAAAGAAAAUGAAAUGAUAUAAGAUGGCGUGUUAUGAUGGUCAGGACACGGUUAACAUGUUUUUGUCUGCUGUUUAUGUUUUUUGCCAACAUUAAAGCCAUAAAGGUCAUUGGUCGGGAUGGGACUGUAACAGCAGGAGAUGAUGCGCAGUUAUUCUGUGAAGCGAUCGAGACAACAGAGACUCUAACAACUAUUAGGUGGCAAAGACGAACAAAGAAAAACCCGACAAAUACAGAUUUUCUGGUUAUCACUUCCAGUGGCAAAGAACAUCAUAUUAACGGACUGAGGGACCGAGUAAAAUUUGCAGGGAACUUAGCAGUACUGGACGGCUCAAUCCUUCUUAGUAAUGUUACUCUUUUAGAUGAGGGAAUCUACACCUGCAUCUUCAGCGUAUUUCCAAGUGGACCAUAUAAAACAGAAAUUCGUCUCACAGUACAAGUUCCUCCUGUUGUCACUGUGGGCACUAAUGUUCCUGCUGUUGCUGGAGACACUGAAGGGAUUUUAGCGACCUGCACUGCAGCCAAUGCAAAGCCUGCAGCAGAAGUGUUGUGGAGUCUGGGUGCUUUAAACAACACGGCGAAAGUACAAAAUACUGUCACUGUGGACUCUGAAGAUAGAUACACUGUUAAAAGCAACCUGAUUGGAACUGCAUCUAAAGAUCUAAACCAGAAGAAGGUUCAGUGUGUAGUCACACACCCUGGCCUAAAGCAGGAACUGGAACUGAGUUACACAUUGGAUAUUCACUAUCCUCCCCAGGUGGUUUAUAUUAGUUCAGCAGGUGAUCAAGGGAAAACCUGUGAAUUUCUCUGUGAUACAGACGCUAAUCCAAAACCUACCAACUUUACCUGGGGCAGAUUUUUUCCAUUGAGCAAGACUCGUUCCAGUGGUGUUAACAGACUGGUUGUUCCGCUGACCCCUGGCAGUAACGGACCUUACUAUUGUGUGGCGUCUAACCAAUACGGGGAAGCUGUUGGUUCCCUCUAUAUGCAUGUUGAAACAUCUACAGAAUCUAAAACCUGUUUGGACUCUGUUCAUCCUGACCCUCGUUGCUGGGGUUUGCUGUUUUCUCUUUUGGAAAUUUGAAUUGUUUCAGCGUAUUAAUAAAAUACUGCGGCGUGAUAUCGGUCAACCUGUGCGUACGGAAUCUCCAGAUCGGGCAGAGGUCUGUGUGAAAUCCUUUAUUACAAUCUCUAUGGUCUUCUUUUGCUCGCCUAUAUUGGUGAUUACAUGGAAGAUGUUUUUUUUCUUAAGGGCAG